AUGUGGUAUUUGUUCAUUUUGAGUGUAGUUUUUCUUCAACCAAUUCAUAUAUUAUCAUUGAAUGAAACAUGUUGGCCAAGAGCCAAUAAUUUAACGUGUGUUCUAAACGAUUUACUUUAUGGAUACAAUAAACAAUUGAGACCUAAUCAUACCGGAGAUCCGCUUCAAGUUCAAGUUUACUUAAUGAUUAUUACAUUAGGACCCAUUGUUGAGUUAGAUAUGUCAUUUACAAUGAAUUUAUUUUUUCGUCAAGUUUGGACUGAUGAACGUCUCACUUUACCGAAUAAAAUAUCUAAUGUAGCUGUAUCGACAAAAUUGCUCAGUGCAAUAUGGAAGCCUGAUACAUAUUUUUUAAAUUCUCAUUCUGGUUAUCUUCAUACAACACCAACACUCAAUCAUCUUUUACGUAUACUUGAAAAUGGUCGAUUAUUAUAUUCAAGUCGAUUAACAAUUAAAGCGUAUUGUUCAAUGUUCUUACGAAGAUAUCCAUUAGAUGUUCAAACAUGUUCAUUGAUUUUGUCUAGUUAUGCUUAUGGGACACGUGAUGUUAUUUACGAUUGGAAACUUGAUGAACAUAAUGGUGUAGAAUUAGAACGUCUAAAAUUAUCUCAAUUUGAUUUAUUUAGUUAUAAAAUUUCAAAAAGAGAAAUUCAAUUAACUGAUCGAAAUCAUUCUGUGCUUCAACUUGAUCUUCGUAUGCGUCGAAGUGUUGGUUUUUAUGUGUUACAAGGUUAUAUUCCAGCAGGUUUACUUGUUAUUUUGUCUUGGAUAUCAUUUUGGAUAGAUAGUGAAGCAACCGCUGAUCGAGUCUAUAUUGGUAUUACUUCUAUACUGAGUCUUACUACACUUGCACUCGAUAUUCGUUCUCACAUUCCAGCAGUACCGUAUAUAACGGCAAUCGACUCAUUUUUUAUUAUUUGCUAUUUAUUUCUGCUUGCUUCAUUACUUCAGUAUACUGCUGUUCAUCGUCAUCUUGAGUACGGACAUGCAAUAAAUAAUACAGGUGGCAUGAACAAUUUGAGUGAAUCGUCCAAACAACAAAAUAUGCCAAUUGAAUCUCGUUCUUCUAAUUUAAUUGUAGUACGAUCUAGUCGAACACGAAAAUUGCGUUCUUUAAAACAUGCACGUCGCUCAACAUUUGCUGUUGUUGCACAAGGUUUACAUUUUUUAAGGCGAAAAGCACCGUUACAUAAACUUGAUCGUCUUGCUCGCAUUGGAUUUCCAGUUUUAUUCGUUCUUUGUAAUUGUAUUUAUUGGUAUAUUUUCAUUUUUUAUACGUCUGAUUAA
Messenger RNA from Rotaria socialis, 1287 nucleotides. Lineage: Eukaryota; Metazoa; Rotifera; Eurotatoria; Philodinida; Philodinidae. The record is from the annotation of a GenBank genome assembly.